This is a messenger RNA of Penicillium brevicompactum, 963 nucleotides long. RefSeq names its product alpha/beta hydrolase. Gene Ontology annotation, molecular function: hydrolase activity. The record is from RefSeq and is a predicted model, not a curated record. The transcript has a single exon. Bases 1 to 963 code for a protein of 320 amino acids. Lineage: Eukaryota; Fungi; Ascomycota; Eurotiomycetes; Eurotiales; Aspergillaceae.
AUGCCUCUACAAUAUGAGCCCAGCUUCCAAAAGGCCAUGGCCCCUGUGCUGGCGGCGAGGGCAGCGGCCCCCAAAAUCGACAUGGAGGAUCCACUCGCCAUUCGUUCUGUGAUGGGCCCGUCGUUUGAAAAGUUGAUGAACCAGCUCCCCGAUGUCCCAGAGGUUGAACAUGAAAUCCAUCACCUCACAUCGUACGAUGGACAGUCCAUUGCGAUCCAUCGCUAUCGCAGAAAGGACCAAGACGCGACGAAACCUGGAUCAGCCAUUCUUCACGUUCACGGCGGGGGCUUGAUAUUCGGCACCCCAGCGUUUUUCUCAAAGUGGCAGGCCUCGCUAGCUCGCGAUUCAGGAGUCCAGGUCUUCUCAAUCGACUACCGACUAGCCCCCGAGCACCCAUUCCCAGCACCCGUGGAGGACUGCUAUGCCGCACUGCCCUGGUUGCAAGAGAACGCAGAGAAACUCUGCAUCGACCCAAGUCGCAUCAUCACAUAUGGCGAGAGCGCAGGAGGAAACCUCGUUGCAGCCAUAAAUCUGAUGGCACGCGACCGUGCCCUCUCACCUCCCAUCGCAAAACAAAUGCUGAUCUACCCCAUGCUUGACGAUCGAUCUGUCAAUUCAAUGCCCGCCAUGGAUGGCCUUCUGAUGUGGACGCCCGAUGCAAGCGUCACCGCUUGGAAAGCUUAUCUGGGAUCUGACUAUGGGACAGAUCGAGUGUCGGAAUAUGCUGCUCCUGCUCGCGCGAAGAGCGUCAAGGGAUUGCCGCCUACUUACAUGGAGCUUGGCACAUUGGACCUUUUCCGCGAUGAAGACUUGGAGUAUCUGACGCGUAUCGCGAAGGAGAAUAUCGAGAGCGAACUUCAUCUUUACCCUGCUCUUCCUCAUGGUUAUGAUCUUUGGCUUCCUCUUGGAAAGCCAGCAGAAAGAGCCCAUGUCGAUAGACUUCAUGCCAUUUCCGGUGUAUGA